Molecule: messenger RNA, 1395 nt
Organism: Didymodactylos carnosus
Lineage: Eukaryota; Metazoa; Rotifera; Eurotatoria; Philodinida; Philodinidae
Source: the annotation of a GenBank genome assembly
AUGGGUGAAUCCAAGCCGUUGGUGAAUUCAUGGACAGAAUUUGGUCAGUUGGAAUUAGUUUGUGUUGGCAGUGCUGAAGGUAUGUGCUAUCCGGACGAUAGAAAACCUUAUCGCGUUAUUCAUAUAUCACAAGAUGAAAAUUUGAAACAGUAUUUGACAACGUUCAUUGGUCCACGACCCCCUAAGCGUAUUCAACAGGCGCAAGAGCAACUUCAAAAUUUAUGUAGUUUAUUACACGGCGAGCAAAUUGAAGUCAAAGAUGUCGAGGAAAUAGACGGAGAUAUUCAACAAAUGCUAAAACGUAAACGAUGUUCGGUCGUAGACCAACAGCCGACGACAUCGAGCGACGACAAGCGCAUAGCAAAACCGUCGAUCGAUAUUCUUCGAGCUCCGUCCGGUAAGCGGUUCGAUCAUGUGAUUCGAACACCGCACUUUGAAUCCCAUUAUCAGUUCGGUCUAACUUGUCCAAGAGAUAUUAUAAUAACAAUUGGUAAUACAAUUGUCGAAGCACCAACGGCCUGCCAUUCACGUUAUUUCGAAUCAUCUUAUUACAGAGAAUUGAUUUAUCCAUUAUGGAAUAGUGAUCCAAAAAUGAAAUGGAUACAACCACCAAGGCCGACUGUAUCAGAAUCGAUGUUUAACGAUGUAAACUAUUGGGAUAAGACAACAAGCGAACAGUUCAAACGUGAUUUUAAAACAAAUGGUUACAAAACAAAUUUGAACGAAAACGAAAUUGCAUUCGAUGCCGCUGAUUUGAUGCGUAUGGGAAAAGAUAUUUUCUAUAAAAAAGACGUAUUUGCAAAUAAUCAAGGUCUCAAAUGGUUGCGACGAACAUUUUCUCCCGAAGUAAGAUUUCAUGCAGUUCAUUUUCCUACCGAUGGUACACCUCAUAUCGAUGUCGAUUUAAUACCAUUACGACCUCCAUCAUCUGGGUCACAUGGAAUUGUAUUGAUCAAUCAGCUUCAUCCACCAUUAAAAGCUGAAAUGAAAUUAUUUACUGAUAAUGACUGGCGCCCAAUGUUCGUACCAUUACCUGCUUGUAUGGAUACACCACCGAUGGCUUUAUGUAGUCCAAGUCUCAAUAUGAAUUUACUGUCGUUAAGUGAAAAAUGCGUUGUUAUUGAAGAAUGUGAAAUACCAUUAUAUCACUUUUUGGAAGAUGAAUUAGGCUUCGAUGUUAUUACGUGUCCAUUGCGAGUUUUAAAUGAAUUCGGUGGUGGAAUACAUUGUGUAACAUGGGACAUUCGGCGAAAUGAUUCGUGCAAAGAUUAUUUCCCGGAACAAAAUUAUGAGGAAGAAUGUAAAAUAGACUUAGACAAUUAUUUUGAAACCGAAGAAUACUCAGUGAAGACUGAAGACACAAAUCGAACGGAACGGGAGCACAAACUGAACUAA